Molecule: messenger RNA, 1257 nt
Organism: Ectocarpus sp. CCAP 1310/34
Lineage: Eukaryota; Phaeophyceae; Ectocarpales; Ectocarpaceae
Source: the annotation of a GenBank genome assembly
AUGGAGAACCCUCGCCGAAACCCAAGGCACGAGUCGCCCCCGUCGCCGACAAGUGCCGAAGCCCUGCUCGCCUCGGUGGCGAGCCUGCCCGACAGCAGCACGGAGGAGUUCACCCGCUGGAUGCUCUCGGCAGUACUUCACGUGGCGGAGGGGCUAGAGGCGAGGGUGGUGCGAGAGUUGCUGUCCGAGCGCGCGCAGGAGGCCCACGCUGCGCGCCAAGAGGCGGAGGAUUUCCUGCUGGGUACGGUGGACCUCAUGCUCAACUCGCCAGACGCCUUCGAGACGGCUCUGGCGUCCCACGAGCUAAGUGAAUCCCCCAUAGGCAAGCGUCCGAGUGAUGUAGAAGCCCCACCCAUGACUGUAGCCGGCGUUGCCACGUCUGUUUACAGAGAGGGGUGGGAACAGGCCAUGGGGGAAGAGUUUCAAGGGCACUUGGGCACGGGGACGUUUUCAUUCGUAGACGAUGCUGGGACUCUUAGAAUCUCCCAAACCGCGUAUAUCGACAGCAUGGUUGAACGCUUCGAUGUGAAAUCAACUUCCCGCAUCCCCGCUACCCCUGGUGCCGAUCUAGGGCCGAAGCGAGAGGAUGAGGAAGGAGGGGAGUGGCCGGUGAGGGAGGCCAUCGGCAGCAUGAUGUGGGUGUCGACUUUCUCGCGUCCAGACGUCUCGUUCGCCGUGCGUGCGGUAGCGCGCCACGCCCACGCCCCGGCGAAGCGGCACUGGGAUGCCAUACAGAAGAUCCUCGGCUACCUGAAAGGGACGAGGGACCUCGGCAUCACCUACCAACGGGGAUUGGGGUUAGGGCUGGCCGUGUACGUAGACGCUAGCUACGCCGACACGGAGGAUAGGCGUUCGGUGUCAGGGUUGGCGACGACGGUUGGAGGUGCCGUAGUCAGCCAUGGUAGCAAGACGCAGAGCAUCGUGUCUUUGCCUUCGACGGAAGCCGAGUACAUUGCUGCCGGGGAGGGCGUCAAGAAGGCGUUGUUUGUGCGUGCUGUGCUUUCGUUUGUUGCCCUAGAGACCAGUGGUAGCAGCAUCCAGGUCCUUGAGGACAACCAGGGGGCCAUAGCGUUGGUGCAGAACCCUCUCAACUCAGGUCGCACGAAACACACAUCGACGUGCGGUUUCAUUUCAUCCGCGGAUUGUUUAGGCCGAGGGAUAUUUCGGUCAACUUUGUCCCGACAACGGAUCAACACGCGGACCUCCUCACCAAGGCCCUUAGCAGGGCCGGUCUGCAGUAUCACCGGCGCAAGCUGA